Molecule: messenger RNA, 4209 nt
Organism: Labrus mixtus (cuckoo wrasse)
Lineage: Eukaryota; Metazoa; Chordata; Actinopteri; Labriformes; Labridae
Product: retinoic acid receptor alpha-B-like
Exons: 9
Coding region: 982-2475 (497 amino acids)
Biological process (GO): retinoic acid receptor signaling pathway; cellular response to corticotropin-releasing hormone stimulus; regulation of transcription by RNA polymerase II
Cellular component (GO): nucleus; transcription regulator complex
Molecular function (GO): nuclear receptor activity; zinc ion binding; nuclear glucocorticoid receptor binding
Source: RefSeq, a predicted model, not a curated record
GAGAGAGAGAGAGAGGCCGUCGGGUACAGAUCAGGGGUUACCACAGGACACUGCUGCCUGCUCUGCUGCCGGACCUCGACAACAAGCAUUAAGACGCGUUCAGGCACAAACUGCGCCGGAUAUCUCGACCAAACUCAGGUUCCCCCUCUCGGAUAUUCAUCUCCACGGACCGACAGACCUUCGUGGCAGCGUGUGUUCAGCGUUUCUGUUUCAGCACGGAGUCUUUUCUGUCGUCUCUCUCUCUCUCUCUCUCCACGGACUGCUGGACCUCACUACUCCUCGUCCACUCCUGCUCGGCGUUCAUUCACUGCAUGCAUGGAUUUUAAGGACAGGCAGUAUACCAGCUGUGACACAAAGGAGUAGUCUUCCAGUGCAGGAGAUAGUUCGCCUCCUUCCUGCGCGGAUUAGCACGCGAUAUAACAAUUACAUAAUCGUGUUUUAGUCGGUGUUAAAAUGCAGCGAAAAACUGCUUCGAUCGACUAAAAGGGACGUGAAGGUCGCUGCAAACUCCUAACAACUGAAGUGUGUUGUACUAGAAAGCUAAUGUUCCUGUAUUUCUUUGUGUGUUUUAAUUCAGAAUAACUAGUAGCCUACUGCAACUUUUUUUUUUUCCGAACACAACAGUUCGAUUAAUCGAAAACUUCGAAUAGUAAAAAUCGGUCAAGAAACGACCUUCGAUUAGUCGACUUAACUCGUUCCGUUCGAGCAGAGAGGACGAAACCGUCGACAAAAACACGGAAAGACGGGAUCCUGCUGUUGCUCCUCCAAAGGCUGAGAGGUCACAGGACCGGUCAUCUCUCCUCCUCCUCCUGCACCUCCUCCUCCUCCCGUCAGUCUGUUAUGAAGAUGUGAACUCUUCCCUCCCUCCUCCCUCUCUUUUUCUCUCCUCACCGUCCUCGACUCUUUGAUCUUUUUUCUCCUCCUCCUCCUCCUCUCUUAUUUCACCACAAAGAGAUCAAACGCGUCUCGCGCCUCUCGGGGAUGUACGAAAGCGUGGAUGUUGUGGGUUUCAGCCCGAGCCCGAGCAGCCCCAGUCCCGGCGGCUCUUUCCUGAGCAUGGACUACUACCACAGACCCCCGGGGCUCGGGCCGGAGAAGGGACUCCUGUCCGGGGUGGGAGGACUCCAGCGUCCGUUCGGAGUGUCCCUGGUGACCGGCAGACACUGGAGCGGAUCCAGCCACUCUAUCGAGACGGAGAGCACGAGUUCAGGAGAGGACCUGCUCGUCCCCGGCCCCCACUCACCUCCAGCUCCUCCCCGAGUCUACAAACCCUGCUUCGUGUGUCAGGACAAAUCUUCAGGAUACCACUACGGAGUCAGCGCCUGCGAGGGCUGCAAGGGUUUCUUUCGGAGGAGCAUCCAGAAGAACAUGGUGUACACGUGUCACCGAGACAAAGUCUGCGUCAUAAACAAGGUGACGAGGAACCGCUGUCAGUCCUGCCGGCUGCAGAAAUGCCUCGACGUGGGCAUGUCCAAAGAGCUGGUGAGGAACGACCGGUCGAAGAAGAAGAAGGAGGAGAAGAGGCCGAUGGAGGUGGAGAUCUACGUCCUGUCUGCAGACACGGAGCAGAUGAUCGAACGAGUCCGACAAGCCCAUCACGACACGUUCCCCUCCCUGCGUCAGCUGGGGAAAUACACAACGAGUAACAGCUCGGAGCACCGGGUCCCUCUGGACGUGAGUCUCUGGGACAAGUUCAGCGAGCUGUCCACCAAAUGCAUCAUCAAGACGGUGGAGUUCGCCAAGCAGCUGCCGGGCUUCACCACGCUCACCAUCGCUGAUCAGAUCACUCUGCUCAAAGCCGCCUGCCUCGACAUACUGAUUCUCAGGAUCUGCACACGCUAUACGCCCGACCAGGACACCAUGACCUUCUCCGACGGUCUGACCCUGAACCGCACUCAGAUGCACAACGCCGGGUUCGGGCCGCUCACCGACCUCGUGUUCUCCUUCGCUAACCAGCUGCUCCCUCUGGAGAUGGACGACGCAGAGACGGGCCUGCUCAGCGCCAUCUGCCUGCUCUGUGGAGACCGACAGGACCUGGAGCAGUCCGAUAAGGUGGAAGUUCUUCAGGAGCCGAUCGUUGAAGCCUUAAAGAUGUAUGUGAGGAGGAGGAGGCCGGAGAAACCCUGCAUGUUCCCCAAGAUACUGAUGAAGAUUACUGACCUGAGGAGCAUCAGUGUGAAGGGAGCCGAGCGAGUGAUCACACUGAAGAUGGAGAUCCCCGGCUCCAUGCCGCCACUCAUCAAGGAGAUGCUGGAGAACUCCGAGGGCCUGGAGGGCCAAGGAGCGGCGGGGGGGAAAGGAGCGGCGGGGGGGAAAGGAGCGGCGGGGGGGAAAGGAGCGGCGGGGGGGAAAGGAGGAGGAGGAGAAGGAGACGACUCAGACGUCUCUGAUCCUCCUUCAUCACCAAAAUCCGAUCCCUCUCCGAGCAUGAGCCCCGCCUCCUGCUCCCCUUCCUCCCCCCCGGACUCCACCUGAAGUCCUACCGUCAGCACGCUUUCGACACACAGCACCGCCCUGUGGCACAGCCUGGUACUGCAAGGGGAAACUGUCAACAAUGCAGACUCACAGCAGAUUAAAAAAAAACAUCACCUAAUGAAAGACGGAAAAAUCUGAAACUAUCUCAGAUUGGACGUUUCUUAUUUUUGACACGACGGCUGCAGAAGGACGGACUAAGAGAAACUGAAAUGUGCUGACGGUUUGAUUCCCUGCUCGGACAUCACGGUGUGUCAGCAGUUAAGGCAAUAACACAGGAUCACAUUUUUUUAUAACGCCUAAGAGCUUCAUGAAAUGCAGACUGUUUUGGCGUCAACAGGACGCACACAGCAGGGGGCGCCGUGUUCUUUACUACUGAAAACACUGUCUGCUGUAGGAGAGGUGGAGCGUGCAGGAGGAGGAGGACGGUUAAAGGCCACAGCCCCGUUUUCAAUACAGAACCAACGUAGUUCAACGUCUGCAGCGCUCUGAGUCAGCAGUUUUUUGUCGCUGCGCUCACACAAUUGGAACAGCGUGGCGCCCGUCAGUGUCACUUCUCCCUCACAGACCACUCAAAGUUAAGAAGGGGCGGGGCUUCAGAUAUCAGCUUUAUCGACAACACGGCGGAGGAAGCGCUCGUCUUGACUCGUCUUUUAGAGGGAGUUCAACUUCCAGGUGUAGAGGUGCUGGAGCACGGGGAGGUAUCAAAACAGAAUGAUCAUGACUGAGGGGAAGCAGACGUUAGCGUUGCGUAACCUAGCAACAAUGAGCGACAGUGAGAGAGGUGCUCUGAACCCGAGGGUUGUGGGCCAGCUGAGGACACGGGGGCCCUAAACCCUGCUCUUAAAUCUCUACAGCUACGUCUAACGGAUGAAUCAGCAAUAAAAAACACAAGUUCAGAACACGCACGGGUUGGAAACAAAGCUGCACAACUCUAUGCAACGUGAACAGAAUUGAACCGGAUCAUUUAGCCGCUCAUAUGGACACAAAACGGACUUCUUACAAGGAGCUGGCCGGUUGACGUCGAGUCAACAGAUUCAGACGUUUUUUCUUCUUCACACAUAACCCCUCCUGGUAGUUCCCCUGGACAUCUUCAGGAGUGUAUGAAGGAUUCCUCUCACCUCACCUCCUUUAUGUACAGACCGCAGAGUCACUAUUUGUAAGAUAUUGUAAAUAAAAAGAUGCUGUGAAAGGUGUCAGACUGAGACGCUCUGAUGAGAGAAGAUAUUUUCCUAAAUGUACACGAGUUUAUUCUGCACUGUUCAGAUUUCUGGCUUUUGCUUUUUCUUGUUUUUGUUCGCUUGAGUUUUAAUGUAUUUCCACUUGUUCCUAUGCAUCGUCUGUGAGAAAAAAAGCUGUGUUUGGUUUGUUCUCAGCUUCAGCACACUGUGAACAAAAUGUCACUUUCACGCCUGUUGGUGGACACUUUGAACCAAAGCAGAGCAAAACUCCACGGACCACACGUAGAGAUGAAUGAAGGUUUUUAUGUAGAGGGUCAGGUGCUGUCGCGACACGUCCUCAAAAUGUACAAAGUGAAGUCUUCGUAGCGAGCACCGUGUCCUGUCCUGUAGUGAGUUCACACGGAGACACUGCCUCACCACAGCGUUCUCUCUCUGUCAGGUACAAAUCAUCAUCGUCACUGUCGUCCUCUUUAACGUGCAGCGGGGGUCGAACCCGUUUAAGAGUUUAAAGCACAGGACGUUUAAUAAAGAGGUGUGGUUUCUGUCUAUCCUGAAA